CUCAGUGGGUGAAGCAGUGUCAACAGUUUCAACGCAAAGUUUGUUGUUUGCUGUGGCAGUGUUGGCUGAUGUUUGAGAGAAGCUAAGAACUUCCUUUUUGCCUUGCUUAUUGCUUUUAAACUCUCUUUUAUAAAAGCGAAACGGAGACGCUGAGGUGAGGAACUUUCUCACGUGCAGGACGAGCUGGUAAUAACAAAGCCGCCUUUGUCAGUUAGCUUAACGUUCUUAGCGCUAACUUUAAUCAGGACGGAGAGAAACACACACAGUCCUGACUUGGGUCUGUCCUCUGGGUUAGUUCUGAAGAAGAAUGAAGUCGAUUGCGAUCUUCCUGGUUCUUGGAUAUGUCCUUGUGUCAUCGGUGGACAUGUAUUCUCGGCAUGACUGGACCAAACUCAUCUUGACUCACCACUGGCCAGAGACAUUUUGCACUAUGGAACACUGCACUGCAAACUUUAGUUAUUGGACCUUACAUGGAUUUUGGCCUAACAGUGGUAUCAGUUGCAACUCAUCUUGGCACUUCGACCCAAGUCUGAUAGAGGACCUACUUCCAGAAAUGAGAAAAUUUUGGCCAGAUCUUCUUCAACCUGCAUCUACAUCAUUUUGGAAGCAUGAAUGGCAGAAACAUGGAACAUGUGCUGCCAAAGAUGAAGAUUUAAACAGUCAGCACAAAUACUUCAGCAAAGCCCUCGAGCUCUACCACAAGCUGGAUCUUGAUGGAGCCCUGAAGAAAAGCCAAAUUGUACCAUGUGAAAAGUACUACAAGCUGGGAGAUUUGGAGGAAAGCAUCAUGGGUUCUUAUGGAGUAACACCAAAAAUUCAGUGUGUUCCAGGAAAGGGAGGCCAGUUCCAGACCCUGGGACAGAUAGAGAUCUGUGUUGACAAGCAAUUUCAGCUGACUAACUGUGAGAAGACCAGUAAGGAGCUUCAGAUCAGUGACAACGAAGUUCUGCCAUUUGUCCUCCUCAGCCGCUCAGGAUUCACAGUGUGUGACCCCUCUGUGCCAGUCUACUACCCUCCAUUAUCCGCUAAGCACAAAGGCCGAGGCUUCUUUAAGGCUUAGAGGUUUGCAACACUCCACGUGUGCUAGGCCUGUGGUGCAAUUGCUGUUGAAAUUUUUAGAGCAGUUUGGUUUCGCUGUUUUCCUGUGCCUGUUGAUGAUUGCAGAGCAAACAGGGCUUUCUUCGCUUGUUUUUACUGAAGUAAUCAGCUUAAUGUAAUGGUCUGUACAAGGCAAUUUACACUGGGCAUAUAUUUUAUAUGAUUUACAUGAUAUAUUACAUGCAUUAAUUAUAUGCUGGAAAAUGUGUUAGAAAUGUAAUGGGAUCCCUGUUUAUAGCUCGUUAGUUUGGCUAUUUGAGUGUAAAUUGUAUGUUAAACCCCUAAGCAUUAAAGAACAUUAUUGAAUAUUUUUAGAACAUGUUGUAUGUCAUGGGAUCAUUAAUAGCACAGCAGAUUAAGUUGGUUUGGGUACGGUGCAAUACCUCUCUUUUUAAGGCUAGUGGGUUUUGUUUUUUAGCUUUUUGCUUUGAUGUAAAUGUUUACACUGUGUACUUUUUUUUUCAUCUGUCUUACUUUGUUUCACUUGAGAAGCUCAUUGGUAUUCUGACCACUAGGUGUCCAGAUACAGUAAAUGUGUGCAUACAAGUUUUCAACACUAGGGGUCAGCACCUGCACUCUCACUAUCUCUUCAAUAAUCAGGUGUGUUUUUAAACAAGGCAAUGUGACAUUUUAUUAAGUUAGGGAGUAAAAUCUAAGUUAUUCAGAAUUUGUCUUCUGAAGAACUUUUUUUCUGAGAAUUACAGAAUUACAGCCAUUUUUCAAAAGGAAAUCUGCAUAAUUGAAUGGUUAAGAUGUAAACAGAGUCUUUCAGAGUGGUUUGGUGUGAAAUGCCCUGUUCUUGGGAAACUUACAGAAUCUGAAUUGUUCACAAUGGUGGUAAUAGGAACUACACGUCCACCUCUAAAAGCUCCCUCACUGAAAGUUACUACAUGAAAUGGUAAUGUACUGAUCACAGUGCCUGAGACAUGGUUAUUUGGUAGUUUUGAUAUUUCAUUUAUAGUAAAUUGAAUGUGUAAUAUACAUCAUGGCACUUUUUAACUGUCAUCUGCGUUAUGUAUAUUAACUCAGAAGAUGUGUAGGUUCACUGGUGGUUUUAUAUAGUAAGUAAAAUGGCUAUAUUUGUGUUGUAAACGUUGUGGUCACCACCACUGUAAAGAAAUCUGAGUCAGUAUGUUUCUCUGAAUCAUUUCACAUCAAACCACUCUGAAUAACUUUGUCCAGUGUUUAGAUUAUGCAGCAAUUUUGAAAGAUAAGUGGAAUUAAGUUGAAUUCUCCCAUGUCGUUCUAUUGAUAUGGAUAGACAAAUCUGGAGUGUAACCUGGGCAUUUUAUGUUCAUGUUGUAGUAAAAGUAAAUUGUAAAGUACUUAUUUGAUGUAUUGAGAGGCCUUUAGUGCUGUAUUAAGAUAUUAGCCAUGUAUCUGUUCAUUGUAAAAGGCAUUUCCAUGAGCACUCCCUGCUGUUUGCCUACUGUGUGAGCACUGGUACAGUGAGAUGAUAGAGGCCUGUAGAGUUUAGAUUUGUCCAGUUCUGCCAAACUAAACGCAGCGUUAAUCUCUACCUCAAAGAUGGCCAUUGUUUAUCUCGGCCUCGUAGGCAACUGUCAGAACAGUUUAGAUUUAAAUCGUGCUCCUUUCUGCUGGUGUGUCUUAUCCCUGUAAAUCCAAGGCUGUUUAAUACUAGAAAAUACUGAUGGACAUUUUACUUUUUUUUUAAUUGGAAAUUAAAUUAUUGUAAUGCAUUGAGUCAAUUAAAUGAAACAUGAGCUCAUUCAA
Pygocentrus nattereri (red-bellied piranha) is the source of this 2832-nucleotide messenger RNA. It is a transcript of the gene rnaset2, whose product is annotated as ribonuclease T2. Gene Ontology annotation, molecular function: ribonuclease T2 activity; RNA binding. Gene Ontology annotation, cellular component: extracellular region. The coding region runs from base 308 to 1060 and encodes 250 amino acids. The transcript has 10 exons. The record is from RefSeq and is a predicted model, not a curated record. NCBI's taxonomy places the organism in Eukaryota, Metazoa, Chordata, Actinopteri, Characiformes, Serrasalmidae. Gene Ontology annotation, biological process: RNA catabolic process.